AUGGCAGCGUCUUACGCUGUGAAUAUACAUCAGUCUUCAAUGUACAAACAACAAAUGACAAAACAAUGGCAAGUCGACUCAACUAGAAAAAAUCUCGGUGUCCCCAUUCCAUUUGAGGGAAGUAUACAGCGCAUACAAUGCAAAGCCACUAAUGUAUUGGUGGUUGAAAAAGAGGGAAAGGGGUAUCCGUGCUACCAGGAUGUUGCAACAAGAUACCUCUUGAAUAUGAUAUCCACCGCAAAUAGAUGUUGCGCCAUGUCAGAUAUCGCUAGUCAUACAAUUAAAAUUUGGAGCCUAAUAGACGGAGAUCCGCAUGGAAUCGACAUUCAUGUCGUAUACAAGUGGGGUGGACGGUCAAAGUAUCACCACAAUGAAAUAUUGACCUGCCCAGAUAUACAAUGGCUAGGAAUACACUCUCAGGACUUGAAAAGCCGUGAACUUUCCUACAUUUUGCAUCAAAAUGUUAAAUAUGAGCUAGAGGCUCUAUGUUCGAUUGAUAACCAGGGGCUGUUGUUAUACCUUCAAAGGAAGAUAUGGCAAGAACAACUUUGAACAGCUGC
Molecule: messenger RNA, 560 nt
Organism: Umbelopsis ramanniana AG
Lineage: Eukaryota; Fungi; Mucoromycota; Umbelopsidomycetes; Umbelopsidales; Umbelopsidaceae
Exons: 6
Coding region: 1-552 (183 amino acids)
Biological process (GO): meiotic DNA double-strand break processing; meiotic DNA double-strand break formation; reciprocal meiotic recombination
Cellular component (GO): nuclear chromosome
Molecular function (GO): DNA topoisomerase type II (double strand cut, ATP-hydrolyzing) activity; DNA binding
Source: RefSeq, a predicted model, not a curated record